AUCACACCUAACAUCAGCCAAAUUAGAAUAUACCUUGCUCUCUUUUUGAUGCAAAUGAAGCCGACUUUUAUUUUCUCCCUUCUCCCUGUCGGUUAUGUUAUCAUCACAAAUAACACACUCAGUUCUCUCUCUCUGUCUCUCACAACACAAACACAUAAGCCAUAAAUUCUUUCUCUUUAUCCUCUAUCAAGUCAUUGAUGGAGCUUUUAUGGGAUCUUGCCUCCACCAUAGCUCUCUCUCUUCUGCUUCCUCUGAUUUUCAUCAAGGUCUUGUCCGUGACGCCGAACUUGGAUGCAAAUGAGGAAGUGUCCGUUAUUGCAAGUGAUCAUCAAGAUGAUGAUCAUGAUCAUGGAGUCAAAUCUGAAGAAGUUGUUCAGGUUGUGGCGAAAUUUGAUGAAUCUAGAGACAAAUCAGUAUUGGAUAAGCUUGCAGUUCCAGAAAUAUUGCAUGAGAGUUGUGGAUCGCCAAAGAUUCGCAAUUCAGGUGAUGUUGAUGGCGAGGAAAGAGUUUACAAUGAAAUCGAAGUCGUGGAUUUGGCAGACAAUAAUUCUGCUAAAGAGGUUGAAUCAGAUGUGGUAGAGUUUGAGAUCUCGCAGUGUGAUGAAAAUUGCAAUAAUAAUAAUAAUGAUUAUGAGAUUGCUGAGGAUGAUGAUGAGGAUGAUGAUGAUUGGGAGGGAAUAGAGAGAACAGAGUUGGAGAGGCGUUUUGGUGAAGCAGUUUUAUUUGUUGGGUCAAAGGUCAAUGCUGAAGCAGUUGCGAGUCUUGGUAAUGCUCUGAAGAUGAAGUUAUACGGUUAUCACAGGAUAGCAACUGAGGGUCCUUGUAGGCAACCACAGCCAAUGGCACUCAAGUUCUCUGCUCGAGCAAAGUGGAAUGCGUGGCAGCAACUUGGGAAUAUGAAUCCAGAGAUGGCCAUGGAGCGAUAUAUCAGCCUUCUUUCAGAAAACAUUCCUGGUUGGGGGAUAGAUUCUCCUUAUGAAAACGCUAAAUCGGUUCCUGCAGAUAUACACAGAUCUUCGGAUUUGAAGGCAUAGGUAUGUACAAAAAGCUAAAAGAUGGUGGACAUAAUAAGGUCAAUGCACACUCAAUUGGACCUACAUAUACACAUAUGGUAAUGGAGUUGCGUUUCCCACAAGUAGUUGCAGCAUUCUUUCUUCAUGUGCAAAACGAUAGUUUCUUUGAGAAUGAUGCAGAUCCCUGCGAUUGAGGAAGUACAUGAGGGUACAAUAUUAAGUAGUUAAAUUAGUAAUUAGUGAGUUGUAGUUUAGGUCACAUUAUUAAAUAAUAAUUCUGUAUUUUCCCUAGGUUCACGAAUUUGUCUAUACGUAUA
This is a messenger RNA of Arachis stenosperma, 1330 nucleotides long. Its product is annotated as acyl-CoA-binding domain-containing protein 3-like. The record is from RefSeq and is a predicted model, not a curated record. Bases 198 to 1034 code for a protein of 278 amino acids. The transcript is spliced from 3 exons. Gene Ontology annotation, molecular function: fatty-acyl-CoA binding. Lineage: Eukaryota; Viridiplantae; Streptophyta; Magnoliopsida; Fabales; Fabaceae. Gene Ontology annotation, biological process: fatty acid metabolic process.